UUGCUUCACGGGCCGGAUCGUAAGUUAUCGUAUAUCUUUUGCAUUCUAGUUCUAAUUAUCCAGCUGGCCCGGGCUUAUAUCCUGACUACGUCAAGCGGUAUAUUCCCAUGUUUGAACAGAGCAUUCCUCUGGGCUCUGUGGGAUAUAUUCAUCCAUUCUCUAAGAAGUUUAUCGUAUUGUUCAAUGCCAUCGAUCCGGCGUCUUCAACGGAACCACGAAUUAAUCGGAUCCCCUCUCUCCUCAAGGACGGUCACAUAAGAGUCACAACAAACCUCAAAUAUUCCCCCUCACUGGCAUGGGAUUAUGAAUAUAAAAAGUCAGACAUCCUUCGCAAGCUUGGAGCUUGGACGAAGGGAAGAUCGUUUGUGUUCCUUUAUUAUAAAUGUCUACCCGUCUCUCACAGAAGCAGAGUAUAUACUAUUCCUCUGGCACACAACCUACCACGUACACUCAAUCUUGGUCUUGGCCAUGCCAUUUGCCGGGAACUUGUAGGAGACCAAUUUGGUGACUGGUUGUCGGAGCACCGACAGACAGUUACGGACGUGUUCGGAGAUCAUCAUCCUUAUAUUCGCAACCACCUGGAACUUGUUACGACCACCGUAGACUCUUCGCAAUAUGUUUGGUUUAUCGUUCUUGUCCGAACUUUUGGCUCAUCCAGAGACCUUCUCUACUUCCAAGUCGACCCUCAUGCGUCGCAUAACCCUGGACACCCUUGGGGGAGGAUCAAGCCUCUUGAUCAUCGCGAACCCGAGUUACUCUCCUGGGACCACGUCUCUACUGUGGGACAGUUGCCGAUGACUGUACAGAUUCGUUGCCAUUUUAUCUCGUAGUUUUGGGGCUGUAUAUGUUUGGAGGCCAAUCUGUUCGUGAAUGGGUUCCUCUGUAGCUUCUUAUCCCUGAACUCGGAUGCUGUGACAAGCAGAGUGGCCAUGCCAAUUUUUCGAAC
This is a messenger RNA of Desarmillaria tabescens, 946 nucleotides long. RefSeq lists its product as uncharacterized. NCBI's taxonomy places the organism in Eukaryota, Fungi, Basidiomycota, Agaricomycetes, Agaricales, Physalacriaceae. The transcript is spliced from 3 exons. Bases 108 to 830 code for a protein of 240 amino acids. The record is from RefSeq and is a predicted model, not a curated record.